Culex quinquefasciatus (southern house mosquito) is the source of this 1024-nucleotide messenger RNA. RefSeq names its product microfibril-associated glycoprotein 4. The record is from RefSeq and is a predicted model, not a curated record. The transcript is spliced from 3 exons. Lineage: Eukaryota; Metazoa; Arthropoda; Insecta; Diptera; Culicidae. Bases 32 to 1024 code for a protein of 330 amino acids.
UAUCGUUAGCCGAAGAAAUUAUUCAAUCAAAAUGGCUUCAAUUAACAAACUUUUGUUUAUUCCACUAAUUGUCCUGCUGAGCAAAACUGUGUGUAGUGAACAAAAUUGCAAACAAGCCAUUGACGAAGCUCCCAACAGUGCCCUCGGUUUCGAGCUGAUGGAAGAAAGAAUGGACAAACUACAGUUUAGUUUCCUGGAACUAUUCGUCCACGUGAAGGAGCUGGGUGAACUGAUCGUCAACAAUCAGCGUACAAUAGAGCAAAAUCUGCUUGAAACUCGACAAGAAUCCAGCAAUUUGAUGCAUGCUUUGGAGGCCAAACUAACAACAAAUGUUUCGCUUAUCACCAGCUAUUCCAAACAAAUAUUAGACUAUCAAACCAUUUGCACAAACCACGAAGAGAUCAGAAACGAACUCUCCAAGUUGAAGCCAAAUGUGGCUCGCUACCGCAGUCGUCCAGCAGAAAAGGACGAACUAGAAACAGUAGAAAGCCAUUAUAGUCCGACAUCAAUACCAAAAUCAUGCCAAGAAGUAAACUCGACCACUUCUGGAGUGUUCAAACUGGCGAUAAUCAAUGAAAACGAGCCUUCCAUCGUUCUAUGUGAUCUACAGCAGUUCGGUGGUGGUUGGCUGGUGUUUCAGCACCGAUUCAACGGUUCCGUGUCCUUUUACCGAAACUGGACGGAUUACAAAAAUGGCUUUGGGGACGUCGGAGGGGAGUUUUGGCUAGGUUUGGAAAAGCUUCAUCAGCUCACCAGCGAGGGCCGAUGGGAAUUGGCUGUGGAGAUGAAAGACUUCCAAGAUAGCUACAAAUACGCCCGCUAUACGGAAUUCGCGGUGGGUAGCGAGGCUGAAAAAUACGCGCUAACCAAGGUCGGGAUGUAUUCUGGUACUGCUGAAGAUUAUCUGAUCUACCAUAAAGGAGGCAAAUUUUCCACAUAUGAUAGUGACAACGAUGCUAGCAGCGGUAGCUGUGCUAAAACAUUGCAGGGAGCUUGGUGGUUCAAAGAGUGUUAUCAUUGGUAA